This is a messenger RNA of Lathyrus oleraceus (garden pea), 2522 nucleotides long. Its product is annotated as SNARE-interacting protein KEULE. Bases 103 to 2211 code for a protein of 702 amino acids. NCBI's taxonomy places the organism in Eukaryota, Viridiplantae, Streptophyta, Magnoliopsida, Fabales, Fabaceae. Gene Ontology annotation, biological process: vesicle-mediated transport. The transcript is spliced from 20 exons. The record is from RefSeq and is a predicted model, not a curated record.
UCAAAGCUUGAAUUAGGUUUCCGAUCGUCCCCGAUUUGGUUCUGCUUCUCGUUUCGUGAUCCAUCGACGACUGUGGUUUAGGUUUAGGGUAUAGAUUUCACCAUGUCAGAUUCCGAUUCUUCCUCUUAUGGCGGCGAAUACAAAAACCUCAAACAAAUUAGUCGCGAGAGAUUAUUACAUGAAAUGCUCAGGUCAGCGAAAACAGGGGAUUCAAAAUCUACAUGGAAGGUACUAAUAAUGGACAAACUUACUGUUAAGAUAAUGUCACACUCUUGCAAGAUGGCGGAUAUCACUGAUGAAGGCGUUUCAUUGGUUGAAGACAUAUACAAGCGAAGGCAGCCUUUGCCCACCAUGGAUGCUAUAUACUUCAUCCAGCCAACCAGAGAGAAUGUAAUAAUGUUUUUGUCAGACAUGUCUGGAAGAAAACCUUUAUACAGGAAAGCAUUUGUUUUCUUUAGUUCACCUAUUGCCAAAGAAUUGGUGUUGGAGAUUAAGAAAGAUACACUGGUUUUGCCUCGCAUAGGUGCUUUAAGAGAGGUGAAGUUUUGUUUUUGUUUUUUAAAUAUUUAUGAACUAUAUUUUAAAAUGAAUAUUUGUCGAAAACAAUUUCAUAUCUUGCUUAUUGUGAUUUUUUCCUUUCACUGUGCAUGGCAGAUGAAUUUAGAAUAUUUUGCCAUCGACAGUCAGGGUUUCAUUACAAACAAUGAGAGAGCUUUAGAGGAGCUAUACGGGGACGAGGAGAACAAUAAAAAAGCUGUUGCAUGUUUGAAUGUGAUGGCUACUCGAGUUGCUUCUGUUUUUGCUUCAUUAAGAGAAUUUCCUUUUGUUCGCUUUCAUGCUGCCCGGUCACUAGAUGCAAACACAAUGACUACUUUUCAUGAUCUUAUUCCUACAAAGCUUGCUGCUGGUGUCUGGGACUCUCUUAUGAAAUAUAAAAAAAGUAUACCUAAUUUUCCUCAGACUGAGACAUGUGAGCUGCUUAUCAUUGAUAGAACUAUCGAUCAGAUUGCUCCUUUGAUACAUGAAUGGACUUAUGAUGCAAUGUGCCAUGAUUUGUUGAAUAUGGAGGGAAAUAAAUAUGUUCAUGAGAUUCCUGGCAAGAAUGGUGGUCAACCUGAGAGAAAAGAGGUUCUGUUGGAAGAUCAUGAUCCUAUAUGGCUUGAACUUCGUUAUGCACAUAUUGCCGAUGCUAGUGAACGGUUGCAUGAGAAAAUGACCAACUUUAUUUCAAAGAAUAAAGCUGCACAGAUCCAACAUGGUUCAAGGGGUAGUGGUGAAAUGUCAACAAGGGACUUACAGAAGAUGGUUCAAGCACUUCCACAAUACAGUGAACAAAUCGACAAGCUCUCCCUCCAUGUAGAGAUUGCAGGAAAAGUUAACAGAAUUAUUAGGGAGUCAGGACUUCGGGAACUUGGGCAGCUAGAGCAAGAUCUUGUUUUUGGAGAUGCAGGAAUGAAAGAUGUAAUCAAGUUUCUGACUAUGAAAGAAGAUACAUCCCGUGAAAACAAGUUGCGAUUGUUGAUGAUUCUGGCAGCCAUAUAUCCUGAAAAAUUUGAGGGUGAAAAGGGUCAUAAUUUGAUGAAGGUGGCGAAAUUGACAAAUGAUGAUGCGAUUGCUAUAAAUAAUUUGAGAGUGCUUGGGGGAGAACCUGAUGCCAAAAAAACUUCAACUAGUGGCUUUGCUCUUAAGUUUGAUAUGCACAAGAAAAAGCGUGCAGUAAGGAAAACUCGUGCAGGAGAAGAAGAGACAUGGCAGCUAUCACGCUUUUAUCCCAUAAUUGAGGAACUCGUUGAAAAAGUUAGCAAAAAUGAACUAUCGAAUGAAGAUUAUCCAUGUCUAAAUGAUCCAAGCCCAUCUUUCCAUGGUGCACCAUAUGCUGGAUCCGCAAUUCAAAAUCCUCCUGCUCAUUCUCUUAGAUCAAGGAGAACUCCAACUUGGGCCCGGCCUCGGGGAUCCGAUGAUGGAUAUUCAAGCGAUUCGGUGCUUAAACAUUCAUCUAGUGAUUUCAAGAAGAUGGGGCAAAGAAUAUUUAUAUUCAUUGUUGGUGGAGCGACUAGAUCUGAGCUUAGGAUUUGCCAUAAGCUUACUAGUAAGCUGAAGAGGGAAGUUAUUCUGGGCUCGUCAAGUCUGGAUGACCCUGCACAAUUUAUUACGAAAUUGAAGAUGCUAACAAUGCCUCAAGAACUCUCAUUGGACGAUCUCCAGAUAUGAUGUUAUCGAUUGGAAUCUGGAUGAUGGUCUGCUUGUCAAAUAUAUGUUGUAUUCAUAAAGAUUAUUCAUCUGAAUAUAACAAAUUCUUUGGACAUUUAAACUGUGGUUCAACCGGGCCACUGAAUAUCAUACUGUGCAUAUGUUAGGAAUCGUUCAUUGAUUAGAGAGAAUUUACUUUCUGAAAAGUAUUGUGGUAAAUGAGAAUCAGUAAAACAACACUUCAUUGUAAGGGGAAAAAAUGUACGGCUGAAUUUGUACUGAAUUGAUGGCAUAGUAUGAACUGGGUACUAAAUAGUAUGGGUUGAUUUAUA